AGCCAUGGGGUACAAGGUCGCUAGCGCGUCGGAGUACCUUGCGAUCACAGGGUACGGCAUCGACGACAUCAAGCUCGCGAAGAAGUCGUGGAUCUUCCCGGGGCAGUCAUGCACCGUGUUCGACGUAUCUCCGGAGAACUACACUUUCGAGGUGCAGGCCAUGAGUGCCGAGAAGCUCCCCUUCGUUCUCCCUGCAGUUUUCACAAUCGGACCUCAGGUGGACGACGAGGAAGCCCUCCUCCGCUACGCACGCCUCAUCUCUCCCCAUGACAAGAAUUCGAAUCAUGUUCAUGAGCUGGUUCAGGGAAUCAUCGAGGGGGAGACCAGGGUUUUGGCCGCAACCAUGACCAUGGAGGAGAUCUUUAAGGGCACCAAGCAGUUCAAACAAGAAGUCUUUGAGAAGGUGCAGCUGGAGCUCAAUCAGUUUGGCCUCCUCAUCUACAAUGCCAAUGUUAAGCAGCUCGUUGACGUCCCCGGCCAUGAAUACUUCUCCUACCUCGGCCAAAAAACACAGAUGGAGGCUGCCAACCAAGCACGCAUCGAUGUUUCUGAGGCAAAGAUGAAGGGAGAAAUCGGUGCAAAGCUCCGCGACGGCCAAACCCUCCAAAAUGCGUCAAAAAUUGACGCUGAGACCAAAAUAUACUCGACUCAGAGGCAAGGAGAGGGCCAAAAGGAAGAAAUUCGGGUCAAGACUGAUGUCAAGAUCUUUCAGAAUGAGCGUGAGGCCGAGGUGGCGGAAGCAAACUCAAUGCUUGCAUCCAAGAAGGCCGACUGGGCCCGACAGGCACAAGUGGCGGAGGUCGAGGCCAACAAGGCAGUUGCAAUACGAGAGGCAGAGCUGCAAAUGGAGCUCGAGAAGCGCAACGCGAUGACACAAACAGAGAAGAUGAAGGCCGAGAUGCUUAGCAAAGCAGCGGUAGCUUACGAGACUAAAGUGCAAGAGGCCAACGCCAAAUUCUAUGAGCGUCAAAGAGUACUCGAUGCCGGAUUGUACGAGAGGGAGAAAGAGGCUGAAGGGUGCAAGGCAGCUGCAGAUGCAGCUUUGUACACGCGACAGCAAGAGGCCGAGGCUGAGCUAUACACGAAGAAGAAGGAAUCAGAGGGGCUCAUGGCUUUGGCAGAUGCACAAUCCUAUCAAGUGAAGCGAUUGCUCGAAGCUCUAGGAGGGGACUACAGAGCACUAAGAGAUUACAUGAUGUUAAACAUGGGGGUGUACCAAGAGAUGGCAAGGAUCAAUGCAGAGGCUAUACAGGGGCUCGCCCCCAAGAUCAGCUUGUGGACCACGACGGGCAAUGGCGAUGGCCCGGGCACAGGCGGUGGUGCACCAGCCAUGCAACAGGUGGCAGGGGUUUAUAGGAUGUUGCCACCACUCUUAACCACAGUUCAUGAGCAGACUGGCAUGCUUCCUCCAUCAUGGUUGGGCUCACUCCCUGAAAGGGAGUAGCCUCUUUUUAAUGCUUUUUGUUUGCAGGCUCGCUAUAUCUCAAGU
This is a messenger RNA of Amborella trichopoda, 1489 nucleotides long. Its product is annotated as flotillin-like protein 3. The record is from RefSeq and is a predicted model, not a curated record. Gene Ontology annotation, cellular component: plasma membrane raft; plasma membrane. Lineage: Eukaryota; Viridiplantae; Streptophyta; Magnoliopsida; Amborellales; Amborellaceae.